AUGAAUAUAAAAGAAAUUUCAAAUGAACUUCUUGAAGUAGUGAAGAUGAAAUCUACAACAAUUUUAUUAGUUUCAGCAAUUGUACUUUGCUUUGCUUUAGCAAGUUUGUCACAAUCCACAGUUCAAUAUUGUGAAUACUGCACUGAAGAGGAUCAAUGUGAUACCAGUGUCCCUUUGAAAUGUGUAAACCUCAAUACAACAGAGUGCACCUUGUUCACCGACCCAUGCGGCUUCAUACCCGAACCAUACUACGUCUAUAUCCACCCAGCCAUUCCCGAAGUCAAGAUUACCUUAUUCUUAGAUCAAGUUUGCCGCGAACCAAUUUCCGAACCAACCAAGUACACUUGUGGAGAUUGUGUAUCAGGUGGAUUCUUUAAUUGUUCAUCCAAGUUUGAAUAG
This is a messenger RNA of Heterostelium album PN500, 399 nucleotides long. RefSeq lists its product as uncharacterized. NCBI's taxonomy places the organism in Eukaryota, Evosea, Eumycetozoa, Acytosteliales, Acytosteliaceae. The coding region runs from base 1 to 399 and encodes 132 amino acids. The transcript is spliced from 3 exons. The record is from RefSeq and is a predicted model, not a curated record.